Molecule: messenger RNA, 2224 nt
Organism: Ornithorhynchus anatinus (platypus)
Lineage: Eukaryota; Metazoa; Chordata; Mammalia; Monotremata; Ornithorhynchidae
Gene: TMEM54
Product: transmembrane protein 54
Exons: 6
Coding region: 773-1708 (311 amino acids)
Source: RefSeq, a predicted model, not a curated record
GCCACGGGUCCGUGCCCCCUGGGAGAUGGACGGAUUGCAACGGGGAAAGAGUGAUUCCCAACGAAAAGGGAAUGGCUGUGAGUACGGAACCGGGGGCGCCAACCCGGCCCCGUUGCUGGACGGUGUCAUUUGGUUGCCCCAAAGGGAAGGGGAACACCCCCGCGCCGCGCCGCGGAAGGAUGAGUCGUCAGGCCUGGCCUAGCCUGCCCCCUAGAGAUGGAUUUUGGUCUUCCCAAGAGAAGUCGAGCCUCACCUCACCGUAAUCAUGCGUGCCGGAGGAGGGGGCGGGUUUCUGGCGUGCAGCUCUGCAGAAGAUCCCUGCAUGGACGCAUUGAGGAAUAGCAAGUUGGGGGAGAGAAGUAAGCAUUCCCUGCUGGUGGGAGGAAGCACGAAGUCCGGGCGCAGAAUGGGCACCAAGCCACGAUCACCCCGGGAUCCAGUCGGCAUCUUGCGCUACUUCUCCCCCAUCCCGCUCUGGGAUUUGAACUCCUGCCUCCUCUGGCCGUCCACCGAGGUGGGCCGGUCGACGUCUGGCAGACUUGCAAAGCCGGGGACAAGCGGACAAGCAACCUUCAUCUUAGCGGGGCCAGUUGGCGGUCCCCAUCCGGCCGGGCUGGAACUAUACAGAGCGAGGGUGAGGAACGGGGGAGGAUCGAACAAACUGCAACCAUCUGUUUGAAGGUCUCUCGCCACCCGGGGACCACCGGGAGACUUACGAGCCUCUGGUUUGCGAAAACCAGUUAGUGGUACUUCGAGUUCGGAGCGCGUAGGCAUGUUCGGCCUCCCCACUUUGAGCCUGCGUUGCCUGGGCUGUUGCCAAGUAGGGGUAGGCUUCACCGGUGGGCUUAGUGUGGGGGGCGGAAAGAGCGUCAGACAGAGUAACACCUGUCCCCGCGUUCUACCCAGGUGCAGGGAGUUGUCCAGGUACCCUCAGUGUUUGAAGAUGACGCUACUGUCGGUGAAACGUAUCUGUCAACUAAUGAGAGAAUCCUGUCAUCACGAGAACGAUGGCUUGAAUUUUCCAGAAGAAGCGAGGGAUCGUGCAGAGCCAGUCCUAAACCACCCCCAAGCCGGUCUCCCUCUGAAAGGUGGGAGGAGCCUCGGGGCCUACCGGAAGAUCCUGAUGAAGACGGGGCUGGUGCUCAUCGUCCUCGGCCACAUCAGCUUCAUCGCGGGGGCCCUGGUCCACGGCAUGGUGCUGCGCUACAUGAUGGACACGCAUGACGCCGUCACGCUGCAGUACUCCAUCUCCAAUAUCCUCGCCGUGACCUCUGCCCUCUUGAUCAUCUCCUGUGGCAUCACAGCCAUCGUCCUGUCCCGCUACCUCUCCCGCACCCCCCUGCGGUGGGCGGUGUUCAUCAUGAGCCUCACCAGUGCCCUCUUCUCGGUGACCUGUGCCCUAGGGCUCCUGGCUUCCAUCGCCAUCACCUUCGCCAACCAGGGUCAAUCCCUGCUGGCCACCUGCUCCUUCAGCAGCCCAGAGCUGGCACAGUUCUCGCCCGACUGCCCCUUCGACCCCACGCGCAUCUAUAGCUCCACGCUGUGCCUGUGGGGCAUCUCCUUGGUCCUCGAGGUGGCAGAGAGCAUCUUCAGCGUCCGCUGUGCCCAGCUCAUCCACCAGCUGCUGGAGCUGAAGCCCUGGUGGGGCAAAAGCAGCACCAGGAUGCACCCAGACUCCUCAGGGGAAACUGAGGCUCAGAGAGGUUAAGCCGCUUCCCCGAGGCAAUGGCGGUGAUGGAUCCCCCCGGGACUUGAGCCCAGAUCCCCCGACUCUCGGGCCUCACCCCUGGACGGUACCAAAUGGAGAGAGGCAGCCCCGGCCCCUCGAAGGAAAGAGGAGAGACAGGGUGGGUGCAUUCAGUGUUCUGAGUUCCACGGAGCUGGCACCGGGACCGAUGGGCGAGGCCGAGACCGGAGACAUGCUGGCUGUGAGGUCGUAGGCCUCUCCCUGGGGUCUGACCCCAGGGGACCCCUUAGGGGUGACGGAGGCCCCGAGGGCAGCCCCCUCCCUCCCUCAUCUCUUGCUGUUCUCGGGUCUCGUUCCCUGGAGGGUCUUGGGGGGGUGGGGGGUGGCAAGGGGGGGAAGGCGUGGGAAAAGGAGAAGCGACGGGGCUGGGCCGGGGUCCAGGCGGCCGGGGGGACGCCGGACGCUUAUGGCCUGCAGGUGGGGGAUAGUCCCCUGCUCAGAUCCAGGCGGCCGGGGGUGGGGGGCUGGACUCUUAUC